Messenger RNA from Emiliania huxleyi CCMP1516, 831 nucleotides. RefSeq lists its product as hypothetical. The coding region runs from base 1 to 831 and encodes 276 amino acids. The record is from RefSeq and is a predicted model, not a curated record. NCBI's taxonomy places the organism in Eukaryota, Haptophyta, Isochrysidales, Noelaerhabdaceae. The transcript has 5 exons.
AUGCUGCUGCGGCUCCUCCUCGCUGGCGGGGGCGCAGGCGGCGGCGCGCCCUCCGCUCGAUUCGGCGCUCCCUCCUCCGCCCCAUGCGGCGUUCAGCUUGCAGGGCGGGGCGGGCUGCGCGCCGCGAUGUGCGAGCCUCAACACGACCUCUCUGAGGGAGACCUCUCUGAGGGAGGGGAGGUGGGGGCGUCGGUGUGCGAUCAGGAGGUGCUGUCGGCCCUCGCCGACGGCGGGGAGGCGCAGCUAGUGCAGGCAGCGCCGCCAGUGUACGACGGGCCGACUCCGGCCAAGGGGCUGCAAGGGCUCGUCUGCUCGGUGGAGCUGCCCGAGGUUGGGCUGGGCGUCGACUCGGUGACGCUGCCCGCAGGCGUGGCAUUCUGCGGCUACGCGGCGGGCGGGAUGGAGAUGGCGGCAGACUCGGAGGGCGGCAAGACGGUCGGCUUUGCGCUGCGCUCGGCCGACACCAGCGUCUUCUUCGAGCAGCAGCUGUGGAGCGUCGCCGACCUCCUCGCGCCAGGCAGCGGCGUUCGCCACAUCGCGGGCCACGAGGUGGAGCGCGACGCGGGCGGGCGCGUGCAGGCGAUCUCGCCGGACCCGGACUGGGGGGGCGCGCGCUAUUUUGUGCCGAGCCGCGAGCAGGGCGACCUCUCCAUCAUGAACAUCGGGCAGAUGUCCAACGACCUGGCCAUUGUGGCGCGGCCGAGCCGGCCAGUCAGCACGCUGGCGGCCGACGUCACCUUCAGAAACAGCGCGCCGAUGGAGCUCGGGUGUGAGUACGGGGAGCGCUACUGGUCGCGGAGAGCAGAGGCGGGAGAGGAUGGGUUCAGCUGA